Umbelopsis ramanniana AG is the source of this 881-nucleotide messenger RNA. RefSeq lists its product as uncharacterized. The record is from RefSeq and is a predicted model, not a curated record. The transcript is spliced from 4 exons. Gene Ontology annotation, biological process: positive regulation of transcription by RNA polymerase II. NCBI's taxonomy places the organism in Eukaryota, Fungi, Mucoromycota, Umbelopsidomycetes, Umbelopsidales, Umbelopsidaceae. Gene Ontology annotation, cellular component: RNA polymerase II transcription regulator complex. Bases 48 to 653 code for a protein of 201 amino acids. Gene Ontology annotation, molecular function: DNA-binding transcription factor activity; protein dimerization activity.
AUCUUCUUUCCUUCAUCACUUUUGGCUAAUUUUGGCUCCACAGACAAAUGAUUGCUGAUAAACGAACCGCGCAUAACGCAUUAGAACGACAAAGACGCGAAAAUCUCAACACAAAGUUUCAGGAGCUGGCUCAUACUUUGCCUGGACUACAGACGGUGAGACGACCUAGUAAGAGCAUGAUUGUCAGCAAGUCGUUGGAGUUUGUUUCGCAAGCGAAAUACAGGGAAAUGAAAUUUCAACAUCAUCUCACUCAACUUUACAAGCAACAGCAAAAGUUACUGUCCAGUGAAAAUCAACUGCUAGAAGCACGAUCUUUCAAAAAUCCGUCAGACCAAGCUGCUGCCAUAAAAGCAAGUAAAGUACCAUUCAUUACCAAAGAAUCACCUCCACCCACACCCGAGAGCUCGCUUUCUGGGAGCAACGAAGUGGAUAUUGACGAUGUCGGCCACUCACGUCGUAUGAGCGAGCAUGCUGAACGCUUCAUGGCCGAAACCGCUGGUGACAAUAUGCCUUUUGCCGUGCCUGUUUGCCAACCUCCCCAAUUACCAGAUACCACCGAGUUCCAUCCCAUGUAUUGGCAAAAUUAUCCCGCCAUGUCCCCACUCAUGGGCGCCGACUUUUCCCCAUAUCCAGAAUACCCACCAAAUACAUGACGGUACUGAGCACUGUAUGCCGAUCAAAAGAAAAAAUCCCCCCCCCAACCCAAUUAUAUAGGUUAUUCCUUGUAAUCCUAAAUGUUAUCAUCCCCUCACUUAUUCUUCAUUUUUUGAGAAAACGGAGAUAUUGGGAGAUGUAUUUCAUGACCAUCAAUGUACUUUUAUUUCAUACGAACCCUUUAUGUCAUUUUUGAAUCCUUUGUAGAUAGCUAGAAUGCCUGUUCC